Drosophila ficusphila is the source of this 453-nucleotide messenger RNA. RefSeq names its product RNA-binding protein Raly-like. The transcript has a single exon. The coding region runs from base 1 to 453 and encodes 150 amino acids. NCBI's taxonomy places the organism in Eukaryota, Metazoa, Arthropoda, Insecta, Diptera, Drosophilidae. The record is from RefSeq and is a predicted model, not a curated record.
AUGUACUCUCCCUUCAGUUCCAAGGAGAACUUGCAGUCCAGCGAGGAGGUGGAAGAUCUGCAGGUGAUUGACACACAGCCCGGACACUCUGUGGAUGUGCCACUCUUCGCUGACUUUAGCCCAAUAAAUCCAAUAAUGGAAGAGGAUGCAGAGGGCGUUGAGGGUAAAACCAGUGAAGCCAAAGGAACUCACGUUGGCGGUGGACAAAAGGGCAAGGGAGACGGUGGCGGCGGUGGCGGUGGCGGUGGAGGCAAUCGAUUGAAGCGAAACAUCAAGCACACCGGGAGCCUAAUUGUGCGCAAAUUAACUGCCGGCAGGCACAGUGAAGCCGAUAAGAAGGGUGCGACUGGAAAGAAGGAUAAGGAGCAGCAGGAAGUGGCGGACACGGAUAAGGAGAAACCAAGCAGCAAGCCGGAGGGCAAAGUCGCCAUGCUACGCACCACAACCCUCUAA